Molecule: messenger RNA, 399 nt
Organism: Rotaria socialis
Lineage: Eukaryota; Metazoa; Rotifera; Eurotatoria; Philodinida; Philodinidae
Source: the annotation of a GenBank genome assembly
AUGACGACAUACUCUAUUCAGGGUGUGAGUUUAGAUCAAAGAUUUGAUCGAUUGGCACUCGAUUUUUUCUAUAUUCAUGAUCUUGAUUUCAUAGCUACUUCAUUAUUUGAUUGUAAAUCUAAGGAAUAUAAAGAAGUUCUUGAUCGAAUUUGUAAAAGAAUCCUGCCUCGAAUUUAUCAUCAGAUGAACAAACUUACUCUAGGACAGCUUUCAAUAAAUCGUGUUCUAUCUACUUAUAAUUUUCCUCAACUUCAGUCACUAUCACUUGUCUCGGUUAAAUUAGAAACAUUAUUACCAUAUAGAGCAGAUCAUUCAAUACUUUAUCAUCUUAAUCUCGAUAUUGAAUUGGAGCUAUAUGCGUUUGAAUUAAUAUUAGAAUGGGCCAAAACAUUUGAUUGA